AUGUCCGCUUAUACGAGCAUACCUCGGAAGCUUUGGGAGCAUCCUAAUCCCGAGGCCACCGCCAUGGCCGAGUUCAAGCGAACUCUUGAAAAGACCAAGGGUGUUAAAUUGCCCGAUUACAACUCCCUAUACGAGUGGUCGAUCAAAAAUCGGGCUUCCUUUUGGGAUUUCUGCUGGAAAUACUUCCCAAUUAUACACGAGGGAACCUACGACCAAGUUGUCGACGAGACCGCUCGCAUCGAUAGUAUUCCCGACUGGUUCGCUGGUGUGCGUCUCAAUUAUGCGGAAAAUGUCCUCUUCACUGCGAGUCAACCGGGAAACCCUGCUUCAACCAUUACGACUGUUGGUAAAGAAGAUGAUAUGAUUGCCGCAACCGAGGUUCGUGAAGGCGCCGCGGAGCCCGCCGUGGACCUCACUUGGCGGGAAUUGAGACAGCGCACUGGUCGUAUGAUUCAAGCCUUGAAGACGGCUGGUUUAACAAAGGGAGAUCGUGUUGGUGUAGUUGCUAGUAAUAGCAUUGACACUUUGAUCAUCUUCCUGGCAGUUACUGCCCUCGGGGCUAUCGUUUCCACCACAUCUACCGAUACAGGUGUCAAGGGUAUCUUGGACCGACUGCUACAAAUCCAGCCAAAAUGGGUGUUUUUCGAUGAUACAACUGUGUAUAAUGGCAAGACUUUGGACCUCCGACCGAAAAUCAAGCAAGUUGUCGAGGGGUUAUCAGCGGUCUCGGAGUUCCAGGGAGUCAUCUCGGUGCCCAGGUUCAGAGGCAAGCCAGCGGAUAUCAACGCAAUUCCUCGGGUGCAAAACCUAGACAAAUUUCUCUCAGGGGCAAAGUCCGAUCAGUUGGAAUUUGUCCGAGUCAGAUUCCGUGAUCCUUUCCUUAUUGUUUAUUCUUCUGGAACAACCGGAGAACCGAAAUGCAUUGUUCACUCCGUGGGAGGAGUGAUAUUGAACACGAACAAAGAGGGGCGAUUGAACCGAAACAUGAACUCGAAUGCGACAGUUCUUCAAUACACGACAACUGGUUGGAUCAUGUACAUGUCCUGCGUUUCAGGACUUAUCUUCGGCGCUCGGCCAAUUCUCUACGAUGGCAGUCCAUUUCUGCCCGAUGUGACAAUAUUGGUCAAGUUACUUGAGAAAUACAAAGUAACACACUUCGGAACUUCCCCUCGAUGGAUGCACGAACUACGCAAAAAUGGAAUUAGUCCACGUAAGAUUGCAGAUCUCAGCAACCUUCGUGGCGUGACAAGUACCGGUAUGGUUCUUUCCGAAUCAUUAUUUGAAUGGUUCUAUGAUGAAGGGUUUCCCUCGCAUACCCAGAUUGCGAAUAUCUCUGGGGGUACAGAUCUUGCGGCCUGCUUUGGCAUGGAAAACCCAAUCACCCCUGUUUACUCUGGAGGAUGCCAGGGACCUAGUCUUGGGAUUCCCAUCGCUGCCUUUGAACAGGUGGAUGAGGGUGUCACUCAGGUCAAAGGAACUGAAGCGCCCAAUGGGGAGCCUGGAGAAAUUGUCGCAACGGCAGCAUUUCCCAGUAUGCCGGUUAAGUUCUGGGGCGAUGAAGGGGGGAAGAAGUACUUCAAUGCCUAUUUCGCACGCUUUGAUAAUGUCUGGACACAUGGCGACUUUAUUGCUAUCAAUCCAUCGACAAACCAAGUGCUUUUCCUGGGUCGAUCUGACGGCGUUUUGAACCCGUCCGGAGUUAGAUUCGGAUCUGCGGAAAUCUACAACGUAAUCGAAACACAAUUCCCGGAGGAGAUUGUGGAUUCCGUCUGCGUCGGACAGCGUAGACCACAGGAUAGUGACGAAUCCGUCCUUUUAUUCCUCCAAAUGCGACCGCCGUUCAAGGCGGAUCAAGCAUUGAUAACUCGCAUCAAGGAAGCUAUCCGCAAAGCUUUAAGCGCUCGACACGUGCCAAAGUUCAUUUUCGAAACCCCUGCUAUUCCGGUAACGGUCAAUCUGAAGAAGGUCGAAUUACCCGUCAAGCAGAUUGUUUCCGGCAAGAAGAUCAAGCCAUCUGGAACGUUGCUUAAUCCGGAGAGUCUCGACUUUUAUUACCAAUUUGCAGAGAUAGAGAAACUGGCUGAUCGCAAGGCCAAGCUAUAA
Penicillium waksmanii is the source of this 2103-nucleotide messenger RNA. Its product is annotated as acetoacetyl-CoA synthase. The coding region runs from base 1 to 2103 and encodes 700 amino acids. NCBI's taxonomy places the organism in Eukaryota, Fungi, Ascomycota, Eurotiomycetes, Eurotiales, Aspergillaceae. Gene Ontology annotation, molecular function: acetoacetate-CoA ligase activity. The record is from RefSeq and is a predicted model, not a curated record. The transcript has 4 exons. Gene Ontology annotation, biological process: lipid metabolic process. Gene Ontology annotation, cellular component: cytosol.